GUUUUCUUCCGUGUCCGGUCAGGAGAGGCCGGAAGUGUAGGGCGGUUGCCCUGGCAAUGCGUCCGGCGGCAUCAUGGCCGGGCCGAGUUGGCUGGAGCAGCUGCGCGCGGCGCGGAAGACCGCCCUGCUCGGGGACGGUAUGCGAAAAAUCCAUUACUUGUUCGACAAUGGGAAGGAGAUGGCGGAGGAAUAUGACCUGAAGACAAACCAGCUGCUUUUGAGGAAAUGGAGAGAGAAGAAUGCCUUGGGUGCUUGUGGCACUUGGGAGGUUGAGGUGGGAGAGCCAAACUUGCUCGCACCAGGAGCUCUGGAUCGUGAGCUCAUUAAGGAGAGCAGUACUAAUCCUAUCUUUAUGCGCAAAGACACUAAGAACAGCUUCCAGUGGCGGAUCCGGAACUUGCCCUAUCCUAAAGAUGUCUAUCGUGUUUCAGUGGAGAAGGAUCAGCGCUGUUGUGUGGUCCGUACAACAAAUAAGAAAUAUUACAAGAAAUUCUCCAUUCCUGACUUAGACAGAUUCCAACUGCCCUUGGAUAGUAGUGCUCUGAGCUUUACUCAUGCCAACAACACAUUAAUAAUCAUGUACCUGAAGCCAGCAGAGAUUCUGGCUGCAGAGGAGGAGCUGCAAAAGGAGCUAAAGAAGAUCAAGGUAGCUAAUACUGGAGAUGGGGAAUGCAAGACACAGUAGCCAGCAGUUGCAGAAUGUCAUCUGUAUAUAUUUUACUACUUUUAUUUAAUAAAUAAAGGAGAUGAUUGGAGACAAA
Lacerta agilis (Sand lizard) is the source of this 761-nucleotide messenger RNA. RefSeq names its product deleted in primary ciliary dyskinesia homolog (mouse) (gene DPCD). NCBI's taxonomy places the organism in Eukaryota, Metazoa, Chordata, Lepidosauria, Squamata, Lacertidae. The record is from RefSeq and is a predicted model, not a curated record. Bases 74 to 685 code for a protein of 203 amino acids. The transcript has 6 exons.